This is a messenger RNA of Fundulus heteroclitus (mummichog), 2321 nucleotides long. RefSeq names its product integrator complex subunit 11 (gene ints11). NCBI's taxonomy places the organism in Eukaryota, Metazoa, Chordata, Actinopteri, Cyprinodontiformes, Fundulidae. The record is from RefSeq and is a predicted model, not a curated record. Bases 1 to 1797 code for a protein of 598 amino acids. Gene Ontology annotation, cellular component: nucleus. Gene Ontology annotation, biological process: snRNA processing. The transcript has 17 exons.
AUGCCUGAAAUAAAAGUAACACCUUUAGGUGCUGGACAGGAUGUCGGUCGCAGCUGCAUCCUCGUCUCCAUCGGAGGCAAAAACAUCAUGCUGGACUGUGGGAUGCAUAUGGGAUACAACGACGAUAGGCGUUUCCCAGACUUUUCCUACAUAACACAGAACGGGCGUCUGACGGACUUCUUAGACUGCGUGAUCAUCAGCCACUUUCACCUGGACCACUGCGGCGCCCUGCCUUACAUGAGCGAGAUGGUGGGCUACGAUGGCCCGAUCUACAUGACCCAUCCCACCAAGGCCAUUUGUCCCAUUCUACUGGAAGAUUUCCGGAAGAUCACCGUCGACAAGAAGGGGGAAACCAACUUCUUCACCUCGCAAAUGAUCAAGGACUGCAUGAAGAAAGUGAUUCCUUUGAACCUCCACCAAACUGUCCAGGUGGACGAUGAGCUGGAGAUCAAGGCGUACUAUGCAGGCCAUGUCCUAGGAGCAGCUAUGGUGCACAUCAAAGUGGGAUCAGAGUCCGUGGUUUACACGGGGGACUAUAACAUGACGCCAGACAGGCAUUUAGGGGCCGCUUGGAUCGAUAAAUGCCGUCCAGACAUCCUAAUAUCAGAGUCGACAUACGCCACAACUAUCCGUGACUCAAAGAGGUGCAGAGAAAGGGACUUCCUGAAGAAAGUUCAUGAAUCCGUAGAAAGAGGAGGAAAGGUGCUCAUUCCAGUUUUUGCCCUGGGUCGUGCACAGGAGCUCUGCAUCCUCCUGGAAACAUUUUGGGAGAGAAUGAACCUAAAGGCCCCGAUCUACUUUUCCACUGGCCUGACAGAGAAAGCCAAUCAUUACUACAAGCUUUUCAUAACAUGGACCAAUCAGAAGAUCCGAAAAACCUUUGUUCAGAGGAACAUGUUUGAAUUUAAACACAUCAAAGCCUUCGACCGCUCCUAUGCAGAUAAUCCUGGACCGAUGGUGGUGUUCGCCACGCCAGGUAUGCUGCAUGCUGGCCAGUCUUUGCAGAUAUUCAAGAAAUGGGCCGGCAAUGAGAAGAACAUGGUGAUCAUGCCUGGGUAUUGUGUGCAAGGGACUAUUGGUCAUAAAAUCCUAAACGGGCAAAGAAAACUUGAGAUGGAAGGAAGAGCAACGCUGGACGUGAAGCUGCAGGUGGAGUACAUGUCCUUCAGCGCCCACGCCGACGCAAAGGGCAUCAUGCAGCUCAUCCGCAUGGCAGAGCCUCGCAGCAUGCUGCUGGUGCACGGGGAGGCCGUUAAAAUGGAGUUCCUCAAGGGGAAGAUCGAACAGGAGUUCAGUAUAGACUGUUACAUGCCAGCCAACGGGGAGACGGCGACCGUGACGACUAACCCCAGCGUUCCUGUGGAUAUCUCUCUCAACCUGCUCAAGAGGGAGAUGGCUCUUGGAGGCCCUCUGCCUGAUCCUAAAAAGCCUCGCGCCAUGCACGGAACGCUGAUCAUGAAAGAAAAUAGCUUGAAGCUGGUGUCGUCGGAGCAGGCCCUGAAGGAGCUCGGCCUCAACGAGCAUCAGUUACGCUUCACCUGCCGCGUGCAGCUCCAGGACCCGCACAGCGACUCCGACACGCUCCACAGGAUCUACUCGCACCUGAAGAGUGUGCUAAAAGAUUACACCAUCCAGCAUCUCCCUGACGGAACAGUCAUGGUGGAGUCCAUCGUCAUCAAAGUCUCCUCUUCAGCCGAAGACGCCAACACCAAAGUCCUGCUGUUAUCCUGGAGUUAUCAGGAUGAAGAUCUGGGGAGCUACCUCUCAUCUCUGCUCAAAAAGGGCCUUCCAACUUGAUUCUGCUGGUCAUUUGUUUUAAACUGUAGUCACUUGAAAGGACCCGAGUGUCCGUGACAACUUUCUGUGUCCUGGUCCUCAGCGCAGAGACCGUCAGCUGUCUUCUCGUCAGCGUUGAUGCUGGAGCUGCUUCCUUUCCUUAGCAGGAAAACAGCGACAACUCCAAAGGCUCCUCUCCUGCUGAUCGGACGACUGAAACUUCCAGACAAAUUCAGAUUUUUCAUUUUAUUUUAUUUUGAAAGAUGCCACCACGAUAACCCGUUUCACAGAACAAGCUCCACUCUGCGAUAUUGUAAUUAUAUACCCAGUGUUUAAGUUAUUUACAAUUGUGUAUUUACAUCUACAGUAGGUUUAAAAUGUGUAAACACCCCUGUUACAAUGUUGGGUCUUCAUGACAAGGGGAAAAAAAACAGGACCUCUGUGAUUCAUUUCGAAACUUCUUCGACCUUUAAUGUGAUAUACUGUAUAUCCUGUACAUUUUAGCUGAAGACAAACCCAUAACAAUAAAACGUGGAGUGCUUUCA